AUGCAGACGUUCAUCGAUUGGGCACGGGAUCAAGGUAUCAUAUCGAAUGCGGCUACCAUACAGCAAACCGAAUACGCAGAGUAUGGCUUAUUUGCCACGCAAGAUAUGACUUCAACGUCUACGGCCAUAGAAGCGAUUGUAUUCAUUCCUGGCAAAUUACUUAUCACGGCCAACAGAUUUUUUCAAGAACAUCCCUUGUUAAAGAAAGAGAUCAUCAACGAGAAACAGGCACUACGACUCUUCCUCAUCUAUGGUCGGUAUUUCUCUGCACUGCAUCAGCAACAGCAGCAGCAGGAGCAGACGAAUAACAAUUACUUUUGGAAACCCUACAUCGAUAUUCUUCCAACCGUGGAUUAUUUCAAGAAGCACCAUAUUCUUUUUAAUGUAUCUUUAGUGAAAGGAACCAAUUUAGAACAAUCCAUACAUGCCAAGCUAUGUUGGCUGGAGAAUGAAUUGAAACAUCUUCAAGAGCAGUGUUUUACAGAAGCGGCGACACAUUGGAUCCAUGAGAUAACGCUGGAUAUGUAUUUUUGGGCAGAUUGUGUUGUAUGGUCCCGUGUUGUAGGCGUCAGUGAAGCAUGUCAACCGAAUGAUAAUGAGAGCAACGACGGUCAAAGCAACCUGGCUUUGAUACCCUUUUUCGACUUUGCUAACCAUUCUUCUUCAAACUGUAACAUACGCUGGCAAUGGAUAGAGAAUGACGUCGAUAGUACUGAUGAAGCUGGUAUACAGCUUGUGCCUUAUACCGACAAAAAUAUAUCCAUCAUGAAAGGUGAUGAACUCUUAUUAAGCUAUGGUUCGAAAUCCAAUCAAGAGUUGUUAUUCCUGUACGGAUUUUGUGUUGAGAAUAACCCUACACCGAUCAAUUAUACGCUGUCGAUAUUGCCGUUCCUCGAUGCUAACGAGCCUAUGGGCAUGUUCAAAAGUCAAUGGUUGAAACAGCUAAAAGUUAAACCGCUAUUAACAUUUAUGCCAAAAUUGGAUGUUUCAGAUGGAAACGAUAAAGAUACAGCUUUGGAAAAUGAGCAUAAGAUAAGCCUUCAUGAUAUAGGGUUAACUGGCGAAGAUUUGUCAAUAAUAUAUUUAAUAGCUGCUGACGACGAAAUAGGCAGCCUGGAAUUUUCAUAUACUGAUAAUGCUGUUGCGGAUGAUGACAGCUGCUCUACAACUACCACAACUAAAUUGCUGACAUUAACCAUCAAUGCGGUAAAGAUAACUUCAAUACGUCAAUUAGCAGAAUGCAUCGAACAGCAGCAAAAAAUGAAUUUGCCCAUCAUUCAACUUCGCAUUGUUCUACUCCUCAUUGAUGCAUUGGAAUAUCAAUUAUCUACUUUAACGAUAAGUAGCAACGAAGUCAAAAAAUUCAAGGAGUCUGUAUCAGAGGGCUUGAUAAAACAAAUGGAUAUGUACAGGCAAGAAGAACAAACAAUUUUAACAAACGUUCUAGGCCUACUGUAUUAUCUGAGAGAUAAAUUGUCAAGUGAUCCGAUAGUGGUUGAUUACUUGAAAUAG
Mycotypha africana is the source of this 1512-nucleotide messenger RNA. RefSeq lists its product as uncharacterized. Lineage: Eukaryota; Fungi; Mucoromycota; Mucoromycetes; Mucorales; Mycotyphaceae. Gene Ontology annotation, molecular function: protein binding; protein-lysine N-methyltransferase activity. The record is from RefSeq and is a predicted model, not a curated record. Gene Ontology annotation, biological process: peptidyl-lysine monomethylation. The coding region runs from base 1 to 1512 and encodes 503 amino acids. The transcript has a single exon.